Molecule: messenger RNA, 1656 nt
Organism: Paramecium sonneborni
Lineage: Eukaryota; Ciliophora; Oligohymenophorea; Peniculida; Parameciidae
Source: the annotation of a GenBank genome assembly
AUGGGAUUUUUCGAUUAUUUCUUUGGAAAAAAAAAAGAACCAGAAAAAUAAGUUAAUCAAACAUAAGUGGUUGUUUAAUAAUAAAAAUCUAAAAAGUAGAUAGAAGAAGAAGUUUAUUAUAAUUAUAUUAUCUGUAGAAUUGGAUUUAUGCUUCUAUUCUUUAAUACUUGAUAUCCCCAAUCUGGAAUAUUACUAUUUCAGAAUUUAUUGAUUAAAAUUGCAUUGUUUUUGAUGAUGAAGAAGAGAAUAAGUUAGAAUAUUAAGCUUUAUUCAAAAAAUAUAAAAAGUUAAUGGCCAAUCUAAUUGAUAAUAUGAUGAUUGAAUUGGGUGUAACAGAAGAAUAGUUCUCUGAAUAAGUAGAAAAGGGACUAAAGUAGCCAAAAGAUAAACAAUUAUUUGAAAAACUUUUAACGAUAGAUAAUUUUAUGGUUUUCAAAACAUAAAUGAUUAAAAGAAAUAAAGAAUUAGAAUUAGAAGCAUUAUAAGAAAUUAAGAAGUAAGAUCAGAAAAAGUAUUUAAUCUAUUUAUAAUAUUAGUGUUUAAAAAGAUUAAGUUGUGAAUCCUUAAAAUGAUGCCAAUAUUAAAUUACUUUAAAUAGAAGCAGAAAAAGCUGAAUUAGAACAUGCAUUAUAGAUGUCAUUAGCAGUUGAAGAAGAAAAAAAGAAAAUGUUAACAGAAGAGGACAGAUAACUACAAGAAGUUAUGAGACAAAGUUUAAUUGAAUUUUAGUAUACAUUUAAUUUAUUUUAAGAUAAGGAUUAAAAAAAACAAAAGAGGAUUUAUAGCAAAAGGUUUUAGAAUUAAAAAAAGCAAGAGAAGCUUAAGAACAACAAGCACUCACUUUUGAAUAAGAAUAAAAAUUACUAUUAUAAUAAUAAUAAUAACAACUAUAAUAAUAAUAAUAAUAAUAAUAAUAAUAAUAAUAAUAAUAAUAAUAAGUUAAUCUAAAUUCAGAUGGAACUCCUACUCCAUUAUUAAAAUCAGUAAAAAUUCAUAUUUUAAUUAGGAAUUUCGAUAAUAAAAUCCUUAAAACUAAGAAUAGUAUGCUCCUUCAAUGGCUGAAUUUUAUAAAGCUCAAAAUAACAAUAAUCCUUAACCUAAAUAAGUAGAGUAAGAGUAAAAAUAAGAGAUUCCUGUUUUAUAAUCAAAAAAAUUGGAUAAACUACCCAAUAAACCUGUUUUACCAUCAAUCUAAGGAACCUAAGCUUAACCUGUUAUAUAAUAAGCAGAUUCAGUGAUUUAAUUUGAAAUGGAUGUAGCAGAGGAUGAUAAGAAUGUUAAAAAAUCAGUUAUAGCCAAUUUAAUUUCUCAAAAAUCUGUAGAAGUUAAUAAUGUUUAAAAAGGUGAAAGUAUAGAAGAAAGAAAAAACAGAUUAAUUAAGCAAAGAGAAGAAAUACGAAAAAGAAAAGAAGAAGAAAAUAAAAAAACUUUAGAGUAGUAUAAAAUUUAAUAAGCUAAUGUAACAAUUAUCAUAUCUUUUAGGAAUCAAACAAUUAAUAAGAUGAUGCUUUUCAAAUUUAAAGAAAAAGUACUUAAGAUGAGAUUUAAAGAAAAAGAGAACUAUUAGAAAAGAAGAAAAAUGAAAUUAAAAUGUAAAAAGAAAAAAUUGAAAAAGAAUAAUAAUAAAAUUAAGAAUAUGAAGUUGAUUUAUUAUGA